CCCGGUGGAGACGCUCUUUUUUUUUCCUCUGGACGACGGAGCCUCUGGACGUGGCCGCCGCGUCCGGCUGCGUCGACAUCACGAAGUGGCAGACGUUCCAAACGGUGCUUUUCCUGGACAGGCUGUUGGACGGCUCGCCGCUGCCUCACGAGGUGAUAUCGAAGCUCUCCGAAUGCUACUCGGCCCAGCUGGACGGCAUGAACGCUGAGAUCCGUAUCCGCUGGCUCCAAAUCAUCGUCCGCAACGACUACUACCCCGACCUUCACAAAGUGCGGCUCUUCUUGGAGAACCAG
Messenger RNA from Gekko japonicus, 293 nucleotides. Its product is annotated as arginyl aminopeptidase-like 1. Gene Ontology annotation, biological process: proteolysis. The annotation marks the transcript as partial. The transcript is spliced from 2 exons. Lineage: Eukaryota; Metazoa; Chordata; Lepidosauria; Squamata; Gekkonidae. The record is from RefSeq and is a predicted model, not a curated record. Gene Ontology annotation, molecular function: zinc ion binding; metalloaminopeptidase activity.